CUGCCAGGGUUUCAUGCUCCAUUUGGUGGAAACCCAAGUGGUUAGCGAAGAAGUUAACGCAACAAGGGGUAAGAGGCCCAUCAUACAAGCUCCUGUUAGGAGACAUGAAGCAGUACGUGAAGCUGAUAACUGAAGCAGGGUCCAAACCCAACGAUCUAACCCAUGAGAUUGUUCCCCGUGUUGAUCCAUUUACGCUGAAUAAUAAUCAGAGCAGAAGGAAAUUGAACAAAGAGAUCACAUCAAUGAUGAGGGAUUUGAUUGAAAGGAAAGAGUAUGAGAUGAGAAUUGGACAAUCCAAUGUUGAUGACUUGCUAGGCAUGCUCUUGCAGUCUAAUGAACAGAACAACAUAACAGAAAAUGCGAGCGGCGCAAAAAGGGAUGGCUUGAGUACUGAAGAGGUAAUAGAGGAAUGUAAGCAGUUCUACCUGGCUGGACAAGAAACAACCUCGAGCUUGUUAACAUGGGCAAUGAAAGUAUUAGCUAUGCACUCAGAAUGGCAAGAAAAGGCAAGGGAGGAGGUUCUACAAGUUUGUGGGCAGAAGGAACCCAAUUUUGAAGCUUUGACCCAUCUCAAGAUUAAGAAUUCAGACCAAAGAAAUUCUUUGGAGGAGUUUCAAGGGCGUUUAAAGAUCAACUAG
Dovyalis caffra is the source of this 638-nucleotide messenger RNA. The record is from the annotation of a GenBank genome assembly. Lineage: Eukaryota; Viridiplantae; Streptophyta; Magnoliopsida; Malpighiales; Salicaceae.